Molecule: messenger RNA, 3554 nt
Organism: Rhineura floridana
Lineage: Eukaryota; Metazoa; Chordata; Lepidosauria; Squamata; Rhineuridae
Exons: 6
Coding region: 1245-3479 (744 amino acids)
Molecular function (GO): DNA binding
Source: RefSeq, a predicted model, not a curated record
AGGAAGCUGGUGGAGGUUGGUGCAAAUUGUCUUUGUUCGGAGGUGUAGCUGGUAACUCUUGAAGGGAAAGGAGGCCUUGGCUGUUUUGGGGAUUAGAGAGUAGGAAACUUUUAGAACCAGCCAUGCACAGGUGCUUUGAAUCGAGGGGAAGACCGAGUGUCUGGGAGAGCCGCCCUGUAGGCGAGGAAAAAACGACGGCAAUCUAGGCCUUCUCUGAGCCGAAAGCUGCAGUGCUAUGUGUGCUUAGUGGUUGGUGGGCAAGCCCUGUUGAGCUCAGUGGGGCUUACUUCCCUGUAAAAAUGCGUCGUGUCUGUUGCACGCGUCACCAGCAGAGUCCGGAAAAGAAAGACGGAGUAAUUUGAGAUAGUGCGGAUUUGGGGUCGUAAAGCCCCAUGUUCAAAAGGCCCGUAUGCUUGCGUUCUAUGUGAUCCGAAAUAACGGUUAACAUAGAUUUUAUGUUUGCACUUACCAGUGAAUUUUAGAGCUUUGAUAUAAAACACGUGUAACCAUGAAGUGAAAUGCGUUAAAGCUUUAAGUAACCGUGCUUUGAGCAUGACCUGUUGGUGAUGAGAUUGGAUGGCCUCAAAUGUGCAUGCACCGUAAGGAUAUUUAAUAUUAACAAUUACACAGUUGCACACCCUCUUCAGUUUGUGCACAGACCACAUGGUCAAAGAUUUGGUAAGAUUCUUUUUUUUCCUUGUGGAAAGAAAACCACUGGAAGAAACCGAUGUUCUUUGACUAAAGCCAUGCCGAGAGAGCUGCUGUGGGGAUGCACUGUAUAUAAAUAAAACUAAAUUAAAAACCACUGUGUGGAUCUUUUUUCAGUUGACUUUGAUGCACUGCCUUUGAACUGGUGCAUGGCCUGUUCAUGGCCUCACUGGCUACGCUACAGUGCAAAAACAAAGGACUUGCUUAUAACUGGUGUUGCUCAGCUGAAACCUGAGUAAUUCUUUUAAGGGCAAGUUACAUUUCAUCCUAUGAUUAAAUGCAUCAGCUUUACUUGAACUGAAGAUACUAGACCCCAGGAGUCUACUGCUACCUCCUCUUUGCCUAGGUUGGACGUUACUUGGGGGCGGGAACAAGGGGAAGUCAGCUCCUGGCUGUGAUUGGUUAACACAAGACAUGUGCCUCACACUGAUUGGACCUCUGCGCAGACUCUCUCUUCCCUCGUGAUCUGUGUUAGGAGGCACGAGGGAAGAGGUGAAUAGGCAGGGCCUGCUACCGUCUGACUCUGAGAGGAAAAAAUGGACGCCAGAGGAAAAAGCCAGGGCAAGGAAGGCAGCAGCAGAAUGGCGAAGAGCUGUGGAGAGACGCCUGUUGCAGGAUUUGCUGCUGAGAGCAGCAGUCAGUUAGUGCGGCCACUUGAGUCACAGCUUGUUGAUCCUGAGGAGGCAAAACUAGAAAGUGAGGUUCAGAAAGGAGGCCCUGUGCAUGAGGAGGAGGAGGGCAUGAAGCAGUGCCAGUUGCCCACAGCCACAUCUGCAGAACAGCAAGUACCAUGGUUUGGCUUUGAGAAAGCUUGUACAUUUGUGAGCCAGAGUGGGAAAAAUGUUGUCGUACGAUGCAAUUACUGCCUUCCAAGGAUCAAAAAUCUGAGAUCAGCUGUUUCCUCCUCAUCCAAUGUGAAGAAACAUUUUGAGAGGGCACACCCUGAGAAGCUGAGAGCAAUUGAAGAAGCAAUAAAGGCAAGGAGACGUGGCCUUCCUGAACCAAUGCAUGACACCCCUCCUCCCAAAAUGCUGAAGCAGCAGCAGACAACCCUUGAGAGGUGGGGAUCUGGCAGGGAGCCUGUCACCCAGAGCAAUCUCGACAGGAGAAUCAUUGAUUUCAUUGUAGAGGAGACAUUACCACUUCAGACUGUGGACAAACCAUCAUUCAUUAAUCUGGUUCGCAUUGGACUCCCCAAAGAUCUCACCAUCAUAUGUGCCAAGACUCUGAGAGACAGAAUUGAGAAGAGAGCAUGCCACAUGAGAGAAACUCUUGCAAACCGAACGGGUGCUGUGGCAUAUAUAGCAACCACUGCAGAUUGUUGGACCAAUGGCAAGAAGAGUUACUUUGGGGUAACAGCCCACUGGAUCAACCCAACUACCCUGAAACGUGAGGUCGGGGCCUUGGCUGGUAAGCGUCUGAAGGGGCGCCAUACAUACGAUGUCCUUUCAAAAGCACUGCAUGAUGUACAUGUGCAGUACAGGAUCCACAACAAAAUUAUGUGCACUACUACAGACAAUGGCUCCAACUUUGUGAAAGUGUUCAGAGUUUUCAUGGCCAAAGAACCAGUGGAAGCUGCAGGCACCAGUGACGAUGAUGGUGAUAACCAGGAGGAGGAGGAGGCUGAGGUGGAGUUUGUGCCUAUCUGUGAGAUCCUGGACACAGGACCUGAGGCAGAGGAAGAAGCUGCAGACUCAGGAGAGGAUUUUGUUUUACCACCACACCAGAGAUGUGCUAGCCACACUCUCAACCUUGUGGCAACACAAGACAUAGAGGCCAUGCUUUCUGACUCCUCCAAAAGUAGUCUUCUUGGUCCUUUCAAGAAACAGUUUCGUUCCUUGAUGGGAAAGUGCAGCAAGUUGUGGUCCAAGCAGAACCAGUCAGCCCAGAUUGCUGAGUAUAUCCGUGCGCAAUGUGGUGUGUAUCUGAAGGUACUGAAUAAGACCAGGUGGAAUUCCACCUUUGAUGCGUUGAAGCAACUACAUGAGCUCCUGUCAACUGUGCCACUAAAAAUGCAUGCCAUAAUGGACCGCUGCUCCUUGUCCAGGAUCACAGCUGCUGAGAUUGAAGUGGUACAGGAAUACACAGAGAUUAUGGAGCCACUAGCCCAGUCCCUAGAUAUCCUGCAACGGGAGAACGGCAUGUUCAUGGGGUAUUUGCUACCAACGCUCUGCAAUCUGGACCGCAAGUUAGAAGGACUGGAAAACAAACCUGAGAGUUACACAUACUGUUUUCAGCUGCUGAGAGGUGUGCGCGAAGCCCUAAGAAAGCGGUUUGCAGCUAUCUGGGAGGACAAGAGGCUUCUUCUGGCAGCCUGCCUACACCCUCGCUUCAAACUAGAUUGGCUGGAAUCGUGUCAGGCCACCACCCAUACCAACAAAUACACAAUGGAAGCCUUGCUGAAAGCUGAAAUAAAGAUGGGUGUACUUAAUGAGGACAGUGAUCAGUCUUCAGAUAAAGACCAGGAAGGAGAUGACUUAGAAGAUGACUUCUUUAACUUUCUGCCCCAGGGCAAGAAGUCAGCAGUGGACACUGCUGAGGAGGAACUGGUGAGGUACCUGAGGUCUCCCAGCAGGAAAGUGUCAUCACUCCAUGGCUUUCCACGUGUGCUGCGGUGUUUUUUGCAGCACAACACAGGCAUGCCUUCAAGCGCCGCAGUAGAACGCCUGUUCAGUACUGGUGGCAACGUAAUGACUGUAAAAAGACAUUCCUUGUCUGACAUGCUCUUUGAGCAUCUUGUUCUUUUGAGACGUAACAGAAACAUAUUAUAAAAGCAUUUCAAGUGUAAAAUUUGAUUUCAAGAGUUGGGGUAUCUUCAUUGCUUGGGGGGAUGUGAGAUUCUGUUA